Molecule: messenger RNA, 642 nt
Organism: Rotaria sp. Silwood2
Lineage: Eukaryota; Metazoa; Rotifera; Eurotatoria; Philodinida; Philodinidae
Source: the annotation of a GenBank genome assembly
AUGCCUAAUCCAUCGAAUUUACCAUUAACAUCGAAUCAAGUUGGUGGUAAUUUUACAAAUAAAACAAUUAAAUGUGUUUGUGUAGGCGAUGGUUGUGUUGGUAAAACAUCUAUGCUUAUAUCAUAUACAACAAAUACAUUUCCACAAUCUUAUGUUCCAACUGUAUUUGAUAAUUAUUCUGUUACUGUAAUGAUUAGUGGUGAACCUUAUACACUUGCACUAUUUGAUACAGCUGGUCAAAGUGGUUUCGAAUUAAUGCGUACAUUUUCUUAUACUAAUACUGAUGUAUUUCUUGUUUGCUUCAGUGUUAUGUCUCCAGCAUCAUUUAAUAAUGCUCUUAAAAUGUGGAUUGAUGAAAUUCGUCAAUCAUCAUCAUCACGUACAGCACCAUUUCUUCUUGUUGGAACAAAAAUUGAUCUUCGUACAAGUAUAGCUGAUGUUGAGUUAUUAGCUAAAUCAAAACAAAAACCAAUAACACGUGAACAAGGUGAACGUGCAGCUAAAGAAUAUGGUGCAUAUGGUUAUGUUGAAUGUUCAGCAUUAACACAAGAAAAUCUUAAAGAAACAUUUGAUGCAGCUAUUUUAGCUGCACUUACUCCAACAUCAACAAAACGUACAGGAAUAUCAUGUUGUUGUUCAUAA